AUGGCUCCCACUACCCGGGAUCCUGAGGCUCUCGCCGUCCACCACGACUCCGACAUCAUGGCUGAUGAGCUGGCCGAGAAGAAGAUCUCCGCCCAUGAAUCCCCCCCGGAAAAUGACCCUUUUGGCAAUGAGGAGUGUGGUGAGGUCAAGUACCGUGUCAUGAAAUGGUGGCACUGCGGUAUAUUGAUGAUCGCGGAGAAUAUCUCCCUGGGAAUUCUGUCCCUGCCGUCGGCCGUGGCGACUCUCGGAAUUGUCCCCUCCAUUUUCCUCAUCUUAGGCUUGUCUGGCAUUUCCUGGUACACUGGCUAUGUCAUCGGCCAAUUCAAGCUGCGCUAUCCCCAAGUCCACAGCAUGGGUGAUGCGGGAGAAAUUCUCUUUGGCCGCAUUGGCCGCGAAAUCCUAUUCUUCGGCCAAUUGCUGUUCUGCAUCUUUUUGAUGUCCAGUCACAUUCUCACUUUCACCGUGCUGUUCAAUACCAUCACUGGUCACGGCACCUGCACCAUCGUCUUCGGUGUUGUCGGUUUGGUCGUCAGCUUCAUCGGUGCCCUGCCUCGCACCAUGGGCAAGGUGUAUUGGAUGUCUCUUGCCUCGUGUACCAGUAUCACCGUUGCCACGAUCGUCACCAUGGUGGCCAUCGCCGUGCAAGCGCCUGAUCAUGUUCAGGUUGACAUCACCACCCAUCCUAGCUUCUCGACCGCUUUCCUGUCGGUGACCAACAUCGUCUUCGCCUUCAUUGCUCACGUGGCCUUUUUCGGAUUUGCCUCGGAAAUGGAGGAUCCUCGCGACUUCCCCAAGUCGCUGGCCAUGCUGCAGGUCACCGAUACGACUAUGUACAUCGUCACCGCCAUGGUCAUUUACCGCUACGCCGGUCCGGAUGUUGCUUCCCCAGCUCUGUCCUCUGCCGGUCCGCUGAUGAGCAAGGUUGCAUACGGCCUUGCCAUUCCUACCGUGAUCAUUGCCGGAGUUGUGUUCGGUCAUGUCGCGUCCAAGUAUAUCUACGUCCGCGUCUGGCGCGGCUCCCCCCAGAUGCACACCAACAGUCUUUCAGCUGUCGGAUCGUGGGUCGCCAUUGCACUGGGCGUGUGGGUGAUUGCUUGGAUCAUUGCCGAGUCGAUCCCCGUGUUCAAUGAUUUGUUGAGUUUGAUCAGUUCUCUCUUCGGUAGUUGGUUCAGUUACGGACUCCCUGCCAUGUUCUGGUUGGUCAUGAACCGUGGACAGUAUACUGCCUCGCCCAGAAAGAUCUUCCUGACCAUUGUCAACCUCGUCAUCUUUGCCAUUGCUUGCGCUAUUUGCGGCUUGGGUCUUUACGUCUCUGGCAAGGCCAUUCACGACAGCUCUUCCUCUGCGAGCUGGACGUGCGCCAACAACGCCUCCACCUAA
Molecule: messenger RNA, 1380 nt
Organism: Aspergillus tubingensis
Lineage: Eukaryota; Fungi; Ascomycota; Eurotiomycetes; Eurotiales; Aspergillaceae
Product: putative amino acid transporter
Exons: 9
Coding region: 1-1380 (459 amino acids)
Biological process (GO): amino acid transmembrane transport
Cellular component (GO): vacuolar membrane
Molecular function (GO): amino acid transmembrane transporter activity
Source: RefSeq, a predicted model, not a curated record